AUGCAUUCUGUCGAAAGCUCAGAGGCGACUUCGAGUAGACCCUCAUUCUCACCGGAGCUGGCGCUUUCAGAGAAAGCGUUGACGGAUCCAGGGAGUUCUACCGAGACAUCUGGCAGAGAUGCACAACACGAGGCAGCGGAGUCAGAUCAUGACAGCAACAACAACUUUCAGCUGGCGAUACUCACGCUAGGACUGUGUCUGUGUGCCCUGAUCGUCUCAUUAGAUACCAGCAUCCUGGCUACCGCAAUCCCCCAAAUCACAGCCACCUUCCAUUCUCUCGACGAUGUCGGCUGGUACGGCUCGUCGUAUCUGCUGACGCAGACCGCGGUGCAGCCCAGCUUCGGGAUGCUCUACAACUACUUCGACACCAAAUGGACUUUUCUCUGCGGGAUUCUGGUUUUCGAGCUCGGCUCCGUGCUCUGUGCUGUGGCCGUUUCUUCCAUCAUGCUGAUCGUCGGUCGAGCCCUCGCGGGCGUCGGCGCUGCGGCGCUGUUCUCGGGCGACAUGAACAUUAUAGCCAUGUCGGUCCCGUUGAGGAGACGCGCGCCCUAUAUUGCCUUGUUGUCCAGCAUGCUGGGCGUCUCGAACGUCGCGGGCCCGCCUUUGGGGGGUGUUCUUACUGAUCGACUUGGCUGGCGGUGGUGUUUCUGGAUCAACCUGCCCUGCGGAGGUGUCGCAUUCGGGAUUGUCCUGAUCUUCAAGAACAGAGCAGCUCCGUUAUCCGGAAUGAGCCUGAAAGAACGUCUGGCUGCUUUGGAUCCGCUAGGCGGAAUCCUCCUUCUGGCUGGUAUCACCACGUUUCUGCUAGGCAUCGAAUGGGGCGGAACGACGUACGCCUGGUCUGAUGCCAGGGUCUGGGGGUGCAUCCUGGCAUCAGGCCUGAUUACGAUUCUCUUCUGCGUCAGUCAAUGGAAACGCGGUGACAGGGCAACCAUCCCAUCUAAACUAUUCUUCAAGCAGAGGACGAUUCUCGGCUCGUCGCUCUUCUCUUGCUUCCUGUCGAUGGGGUUUUAUGUCCACGUCUACUAUCUCCCGAUCUACUUCCAGGCCGUCAAAGGGUCCACUCCUGAGCAAUCCGGCCUGGACAUUAUCCCCUGUCAGAUCAGCAACACAGCUGCCUCACUGGCAGUGAGUGUCUUUGUCGGAAUUCUGGGAUGUGCGGCCACCUUGAUAGGGUAUCAGAUUGUUGCUGGAGCGGGACUGGGGGCAUCCGUGCAAAUUCCUUAUAUCGCUGCUCAAGUCGUCUCGAGCAGGAAGGACAUGUCGUCCGCAAACGCCAUCAUGAUCUUCUCCCACUCCAUCGGCGGCACAAUCGGCCUAGCCAUCGGGCAAAACAUCUUCCUGAGCACCCUGAACAGCAUCCUCCCUCUGGACGCACCUCUCGUCAACGCAAGCGCCGUCACCGCAGCCGGACCGACGAAUCUGCGCAGCAUCACGCCGCCAGAGCAGCUGGCCGGGGUGCUGGAAGCGUACAACGUGUCGAUCGCCAAGGCGUUCAUUUCGUCCAUCGCGACGGCCUCGGUGGGGUUUCUCUUUUCGCUUCUGAUGGAGUGGAGGAGUGUCAAGGGGGUUGAUAUGCUGACCGGGGGGAUACAUGACUCGGCGGAGUGA
Messenger RNA from Rasamsonia emersonii CBS 393.64, 1611 nucleotides. RefSeq lists its product as uncharacterized. Gene Ontology annotation, biological process: transmembrane transport. The record is from RefSeq and is a predicted model, not a curated record. Lineage: Eukaryota; Fungi; Ascomycota; Eurotiomycetes; Eurotiales; Trichocomaceae. The transcript has 6 exons. Gene Ontology annotation, molecular function: transmembrane transporter activity. Bases 1 to 1611 code for a protein of 536 amino acids.